This is a messenger RNA of Talaromyces marneffei, 2379 nucleotides long. RefSeq lists its product as uncharacterized. The record is from RefSeq and is a predicted model, not a curated record. The transcript is spliced from 2 exons. Gene Ontology annotation, biological process: tricarboxylic acid cycle. Gene Ontology annotation, molecular function: aconitate hydratase activity; 4 iron, 4 sulfur cluster binding. Gene Ontology annotation, cellular component: mitochondrion; cytosol. Bases 1 to 2379 code for a protein of 792 amino acids. NCBI's taxonomy places the organism in Eukaryota, Fungi, Ascomycota, Eurotiomycetes, Eurotiales, Trichocomaceae.
AUGGUGAGGCAGUUGGUCUGGCAGCGGGCAGUGGCCGCUCGCAGGGUGUCAUGUUUUAAUACCCGACGAACUCUCGCAACUGCUGCGUCCAGCUCUCGCAUGCCCCCAUACCCCAAGAUCCUCCGCAACCUCGAAGAAGUGCGCCGUGUCCUCGGCUCUCAGCGCGCACUCACCCUCGCCGAGAAGAUAUUAUAUUCUCACUUAGACAACGUGGAGGAAUCCCUACUUUCCAAUACCAACAAUGGCCGUGAUAUUCGUGGCCAAGCGAACCUCAAACUCAAGCCGGAUCGCGUCGCCAUGCAAGACGCUUCCGCUCAAAUGGCUCUGUUGCAAUUCAUGUCCUGCAGUCUGCCGUCCACCGCUGUCCCCGCCAGUAUCCAUUGUGACCAUAUGAUUGUCGGAGAACGAGGUGCAGAGACCGAUUUACCUGCCUCUAUUCAGGGUAACAAGGAAGUCUUUGAUUUCUUAGAGUCCGCUGCUAAGCGCUACGGAAUUGAGUUUUGGCCACCCGGUGCUGGUAUUAUUCACCAGAAUGUUUUGGAAAACUACUCGGCUCCCGGUUUGAUGAUGCUUGGUACUGAUAGUCAUACCCCCAAUGCUGGAGGCUUGGGUGCUAUUGCUAUUGGUGUUGGUGGUGCUGAUGCCGUGGAUGCUUUGGUCGACGCACCCUGGGAAUUGAAGGCUCCUAAGAUUCUUGGGGUUAGACUGGAAGGUCAAUUGAGCGGAUGGACUUCUCCCAAGGAUAUUAUUUUGCAUCUUGCCGGUAAACUUACCGUUCGUGGUGGCACGGGUUUCGUUAUUGAAUAUCACGGCCCUGGUGUCGAUACUCUCAGCUGUACUGGCAUGGCUACUAUCUGCAACAUGGGCGCUGAAGUCGGUGCUACAACAUCUCUCUUCCCCUUCUCACCCAACCACGUUCCAUACCUUGAAUCCACCAACCGUGCUGCUGUUGCCGCCGCCGCUGCAGAAAUUGCCGCGGCUGGAUCUCAGAGUCUGUUGAGAGCUGAUAGCAAAGCUGAGUAUGACCAGUUGAUUACCAUCGAUUUGUCCACUCUUGAACCCCAUAUCAACGGACCUUUUACCCCCGAUUUGUCCGUCCCUCUUUCCAAGUUCGCCGAAACAGUCAAAGAGAACAAAUGGCCCGAGACAUUCGGCGCUGGACUUAUUGGAAGCUGCACAAACAGCUCUUACGAGGAUAUGACUCGUGCCGAAGAUUUGGUCAAGCAGGCUUCCGCAGCUGGUUUGAAACCCAAGGCUGAUUUUUUCGUUACACCCGGUAGCGAGCAGAUUCGCGCUACUCUCGAACGUGAUCAGACAUUGUCUACCUUCUCUGCAGCCGGCGGCACCGUCUUGGCCAAUGCAUGUGGUCCUUGCAUCGGUCAAUGGAAGCGUACAGAUGGAGUCCAAAAGGGCGAAGACAACGCCAUCUUGACUUCGUACAACCGUAACUUCCCUGGUCGUAACGACGGAAACCGACGAACCAUGAACUUUUUGGCAUCACCUGAUAUCGUUACUGCAAUGAGCUAUUCGGGAAGCACUACAUUCAACCCUAUGACCGACUCUAUUCCUACACCCGACGGUGGCUCAUUCCGUUUCCAGCCACCUGUUGGCUCUAGUCUGCCUAGCGCCGGGUUCGAGCAAGGUAACCCAGAUUUCCAACCUAGUGCUGCUGUACCUGAUCCUUCGGUGGAAGUGGUUGUUUCGCCUACUUCGGAGCGAUUGGCCAUCCUGGAGCCCUUUGCUCCGUUCCCGGAACGCGAGCUAUCAGGUCUCAAGGUCCUUUACAAGGUCAAGGGUCAAUGUACUACAGACACCAUUUCCGCCGCAGGACCUUGGCUCAAAUACAAGGGCCAUCUCCCCAAUAUCUCCGCCAACACUCUGAUUGGAGCCGUGAACGCCGAAACUGGAGAGACCAACGUCGCCUACGACGAAGCUGGAAAGCAGCACUCCAUUCCUGAGCUCGCUGAGCAAUGGAAGUCGCAGGGCAGUGAAUGGCUCGUUGUUGCCGAAGACAACUACGGAGAAGGCUCUGCCCGUGAACACGCCGCUCUCCAACCCCGCUACCUCGGCGGACGCAUCAUCGUCGCUAAGAGCUUCGCUCGUAUCCACGAAACCAACUUGAAGAAACAAGGUGUUGUCCCUCUUACAUUUGCCGAUCGCGCAGACUACGACCGCAUCAGUGCAUGCGAUCAAGUCGAUACGGUGGGAUUGUACGAUUUGUUGAAGGCUGGUGGUCAGGGCGAGGUCAGCCUCAAAGUAACAAAGCACAAGACUGGGGAGACGUUUACUAUUCCCGUCAAGCAUACGCUCAGCAAGGAUCAGUGUGGAUUCAUUCUUGCUGGAAGCGCAUUGAACUUGUUGGCCAAGAGGGGGCAAUAA